GAGUCAGGAGGCGAAGUAAUAAUGCUAGUAGCGGCCCUUUGAAACAGUGACGUUAUUAGUUCUAUCACAGCACAAUUCCAAUACUGUUCUUUGUCCUUUGUUCAAAUACUUCCAAGCUCGACACGCCUUCCUACUUAAAUCCUUCUCUCAUUCUCUCUGCUGCCUGCCAGUGCUUUACGAAGGACCCUGGGUCACAAUGGCACUAUCUCGUUCAGCUCGCAUCACACUCUUGCUUGUCAUUGAUAUCCUAUUCUUCUUCUUGGAACUCGUCGUCGGUUAUGUUGUCGGCUCCCUGGCUCUCGUCACCGAUAGUUUCCACAUGCUCAAUGAUGUGAUGAGUUUGGUUGUCGCAUUGUAUGCUAUCAAGUUGACAGGAAAGACCGCCGACCAUUCUCGUUACUCCUAUGGCUGGCAAAGGGCCGAAAUUCUUGCGGCUUUAACCAAUGGUGUUUUCCUACUUGCAUUGUGUUUCUCCGUUAGUUUGCAGGCAGUGGAACGCUUCUUUAAUAUUGAAGAUGUAUCGCAUCCACUUCUCGUGGUUAUAGUGGGAUCUUGCGGUCUGGCCUCAAACAUUUUCGGAUUUCUUUUGUUCCAUGAACAUGGUCACUCUCAUUCGCAUGGUCAUUCUCAUGGCAACAAGGAGAUCAACCAUGUACAUGCAUCACAUGCAACGCACGCCAUUGUCGACGACAACCCCAUUCAGGACUCAUCGGCCACAGUUCGUGGUCGCACAGGGUCUUACUCCUCGAUGUACGGACACCCAGCCGCUACCCGAGCUGCAGUUUCGCAAGCCGCGCAGGAUAUUGCCAUAGCCUCCCCUAGUUCACACCAGCGAAACGCCUCAUCAUCAUCUCGUUCUAUCCGGAUGGUUCCUGACGGUUCGGUAGAAAUAAACAUUAUAGAGACUCCUCUCGAUGGCAAGCAAGACAAAAUAGAAUCCUUCACGAUAGAGGCCCCACUUCCGAGUGGUCACAGUCACAGUCAUGGUCAUUCACAUGGGUCAAUGAAUAUGCGCGCUCUAAUGCUUCACGUCAUGGGCGAUGCCCUCGGAAACAUCGGUGUGAUUGUGACAGGUCUCAUUAUCUGGCUCACUAAGUGGAGUGGUCGGUUCUACCUCGAUCCUGCAGUCAGCAUCAUCAUCACUAUUAUUAUUUUCACAUCUGCAUUACCUCUAGUUCGGAAUGCCUCGUUCAUCUUACUCCAAGGAGUUCCACACACUGUAUCGCUCGAAGACGUGCGCGAUUCCAUCCUGAAAGUAGACGGCGUCCUAUCAGUACACGAACUUCACAUCUGGCAACUUUCAGAAUCCAAGAUCGUCGCAUCCGUACACGUCAUGGCCUCGAGGAAUCACGAUUUCAUGCCAAUCGCUGCGGACAUACGCAAGGCUCUGCAUCUGAACGGCAUUCAUUCUAGCACUAUUCAGCCGGAAUACCACUAUCGUCCUGCUAUCACCAGUGAGGAUGAUCUGAAAACAUCUGUAGAUUCGCCUUGCUUGAUCCUCUGCCCCGAAGACCAGCAUUGCGACCCCCUGGAGAACUAUUGCUGCCCGCCGCCGCCGCCCAGUGUGUAGACACAGCCGUAGUACUUUUAUACCUUAUUCUACGUCAUUAGA
Suillus plorans is the source of this 1612-nucleotide messenger RNA. Its product is annotated as cation efflux protein. Gene Ontology annotation, molecular function: zinc ion transmembrane transporter activity. Gene Ontology annotation, biological process: zinc ion transmembrane transport; intracellular zinc ion homeostasis. Gene Ontology annotation, cellular component: membrane. Bases 197 to 1570 code for a protein of 457 amino acids. The transcript is spliced from 9 exons. NCBI's taxonomy places the organism in Eukaryota, Fungi, Basidiomycota, Agaricomycetes, Boletales, Suillaceae. The record is from RefSeq and is a predicted model, not a curated record.